AUGAGUGGGCCUCUUGAGUCACUACAAGGUCCAAAAAAAUUCCGAACUUCCUUGAGUCCCGUUGAAUGCAUCCUUCCAACAGGAAACAGCCCGUGCCUGUUGAAACCUCAAUUGAAGAAGCAACUCACCCAGACUGUGCUUAGUGAAAGUCUUUCCGACCGAGAAUACAACGUCAAAUUAAAAGCCGAUGAAGGGAGCAUCGUCUAUCUUCCUUGCAAUACUCGAAAGGAACUGCAUAACGAGACCAUAAUCUGGGACCACAACAUGUCCACAAUAGCAGUGAUGGGUACCCUCUUCACUAUGGACCCUCGAAUCGAUGUGGCAAGCAUGCCGGAUAACAGGUUCCACAAAUGCCCUUCCUACCAGUCUUCACCCCGGGGGUUGAUCUCAUCGCCAUUGAUUCGAGAGGACGUCAUUGAGGCCUGGGAACUUGUUAUUGACGGGGUGCAGAUGAAGGACAGUGGCGACUAUAGCUGCCGACUGACGGGGGACCACUCCCAAAGUCUCCAUUAUCAUCUCUUUGUGCAACAAAGUAAACCUCCGGAUCGAGUAUCUGCCAAGCGAAUAGUCAAAAUUGAUGCACCUCGUUUUGCCAGACGACAAAGCCAAGUGACCUUCACUUGCUCCAUGCAGGCGACACACGACGAGUCCCCUGGUGUCAUCAUUGAUUGGUUUCACGCGCCCAUUGGUCACCGAGGUGCCCACGCUCAGCGCCUCAUCGAGACUCAGUUUUGGAACAAUGUCAGCGUUUACAAGGAAAUCCAGGGCGACUCAAAGAAAGGCUUGCGUCUAGGUGCCGUAGUGCAGAUCUACUCAUGCGAUUUUCAACAUUCCGCCGUCUACGAGUGUCAAGCACACCACAUUCGGCUAAAGGAAAAAUCCCAACUGUACGAUUCUCAAUCAGUUGAGUUCACUGCAUUGUCGCGUGUCGUGUUGUCGGACUCACCGACAGAGAAGCAUGGAGAGGUGAGGAAUGACCGAGGGUGGUUCAAAUCAUUCAGUCCAAGGGAUCAGGCCCGCUUCACGAUGCCCUUUCAGACAACUUCCACUGCCACUUCCCCUCACCUCAAUAUCUUUUCCAUCAUGCCAAUUCUUCUUGCCCACUUCUGA
Mesocestoides corti is the source of this 1110-nucleotide messenger RNA. The record is from the annotation of a GenBank genome assembly. NCBI's taxonomy places the organism in Eukaryota, Metazoa, Platyhelminthes, Cestoda, Cyclophyllidea, Mesocestoididae.